UCGUAUCAUUAUCGCCGUAGCAUUAGACAAGUAUCUAUCCUAAGUUGUAUAUGGUCAUAGCAGGACAUUCCAGGGAAUCCAGGGAUCUGACGUGGACUGGGGGGGUCUUCGUUCUUUUUAAACUCCUGCUCUGUCUUUAGUCACAUAUGCUGAACAAGUCUCUCAUCGUCCACUCUGCGGCUGUCUUACAGUUUACCUCCCAUGCUCACCCGGCAGGAGAGUCUUCAGUCUCCAAAACGUAUAAUCUUCUACUGAGCCAAUCUGUCCAUUAAGAAGCGGCCUCCACAUUUCACACGAUAUCGCCAAUUAAAUUUUGACGGACUGCGCUGGAAACGAGAAACGGAUUUUUCAAUUCAUCACCGGCAGAAGUGCUAGUUUGACAAGCCAGAUCGUAACAAGUACACCCGAAAGACCUACUAUCAGUCACUAUUUCCCCCCCCAAGAGGCUACUUCCAAGUUUUGAAUUUUUUCACUGCAAGCGUGUGCCUGGCACUGACCUGCGAGAAACUUUUUUUGCGCUCCCCCGCGUGUGGUAAAUUUCACACACAGGACUCAUUGAUUGCGGUAUAAAAAGGGGCACGGAAACUAAGAACAUGAUGAGCAAUAAUACGUACUACGACCAGCAGCAGCCGCCUCAGUACUACCAGGGCUCCGAUAACGGGGAAGAACAGGACGAGGAGAUGCCGGCCACAGAAAAGGAUCUAGCGGAAGAUGCUCCUUGGAAGAAGAUCCAACAGAACACCUUCACCAGGUGGUGUAACGAACACCUGAAAUGCAUGAACAAGAGAAUCAACGACCUACAGAAAGACCUCAGCGACGGGCUCAAACUAAUCGGUUUGCUGGAGGUUUUGAGCCAAAAGAAAAUGUACAGAAAGUAUCACGCGAGACCCAACUUCAGACAGAUGAAACUGGAAAAUGUAUCGGUCGCGCUGGAAUUCCUGGAGAGAGAACACAUUAAACUGGUGUCGAUAGACAGCAAGGCCAUCGUGGACGGGAACCUGAAGCUGAUCCUGGGCCUGAUCUGGACGCUGAUCCUGCACUACUCCAUCUCCAUGCCGAUGUGGGAGGACGAGGACGACGAGGACGCCAAGAAGCUGACGCCCAAGCAGCGGCUGCUGGGCUGGAUCCAGAACAAGGUGCCGCAGCUGCCAAUCAACAACUUCCACCGGGACUGGAGGGACGGCAAGGCCCUGGGGGCCCUGGUGGACAACUGCGCCCCCGGUCUGUGCCCCGACUGGGAGACCUGGGACCCCAACCAGCCCGUGGAGAACGCCAGGGAGGCCAUGCAGCAGGCUGACGAUUGGCUGGGCGUGCCACAGGUUAUCGCGCCCGAAGAGAUCGUGGAUCCCAAUGUGGACGAGCACUCGGUCAUGACCUACCUGUCCCAGUUCCCCAAGGCCAAGCUCAAACCCGGAGCGCCACUGCGGGCCAAAACACUGCACCCUAAACGGGCCAGGGCCUACGGGCCAGGUAUCGAACCCCGUGGAAACAUUGUCCUGAAGCUGGCCGAGUUCACCGUGGAAACGGUGGAGGCUGGGCUUGGUGAGGUCAUUGUGUACGCGGAGGACCCGGAGGGACACACGGAGGAGGCCAGAGUCGUUGCCAACAAUGACAAGAAGCGAACCUACACUGUGACCUACAUGCCCAAGGUGGAAGGCCUUCACAAGGUGACUGUGCUCUUUGCAGGGCAGGAUAUAGACAGGAGCCCCUUCAUGGUCAACGUCUCCAAGGCGAUGGGAGACCCCAACAAGGUGUCGGCCCGCGGGCCGGGCCUGGAGCCCGUGGGCAACGUGGCCACCAAGCCCACGUACUUCGACAUCUACACCGCAGGCGCCGGGGCGGGAGACGUGGGCGUGGUCAUCGUCGACUCCCAGGGCCGGCGGGACACGGUGGAGAUCCUUCUGGAAAACAAGGGGGACAGCAUUUUUCGCUGCACCUACCGGCCCAUGCUGGAGGGGCCCCACACCGUCUACAUCACGUUCGCCGGCCAGCAGAUCCCCCGGAGCCCCUACACCGUCAACAUCUCUGAGGCCAGCAACCCCAAUGCCUGCAGGGCUACGGGGCGCGGCCUGCAGCCCAAGGGCAUCCGGGUGAAGGAGGUGGCCGACUUCAAGGUCUUCACCCGAGGAGCCGGGACCGGGGAGCUCAAGGUCACGGUGAAGGGCCCAAGAGGAGGGGAGGAGCCUGUGACGGUGCGUGACGUCGGCGACGGCGUACACGAGUGCGAUUACUACCCCGUCGUACCCGGGAAGUACACCAUCGUCAUCACCUGGGCAGGACACACCAUUCCACGCAGCCCCUUUGAGGUGGAGGUGAGCGAGGAGGCGGGGCUUCAGAAGGUCCGGGCCUGGGGUCCGGGCUUGGAGACGGGGAUGGUGGGAAAGUCGGCCGACUUCGUUGUGGAGGCCAUCGGCACAGAGGUGGGGACUCUGGGCUUCUCCAUCGAGGGCCCGUCCCAGGCCAAGAUCGAGUGCGACGACAAGGGCGACGGCUCCUGCGACGUGCGCUACUGGCCCACGGAGCCGGGCGACUACGCCGUGCACGUCAUCUGCGACGACGAGGACAUCAAGGACAGCCCCUACAUGGCCCACAUCCUCCCAGCGGCCAACGACGUCUUCCCCGAGAGGGUCAAGGCCUACGGUCCAGGUCUGCAGCCCACCGGCUGUAUUGUGAACAAACGGGCCGAGUUCACCAUCGAUGCUCGCGGAGCUGGGAGAGGCCAGCUGAGGAUUUACGCCCAGGAUGCCGAGGGCUUCCCCAUCGACAUCCAGAUCACGGACAAGGGCGACGGCACCUUCAUCUGCGUCUACAUCCCCACCAAGCCCAUCAAACACACCAUCAUCAUCACCUGGGGUGAAGUCAACAUUCCCAACAGCCCCUUCAGGGUGAGCAUUGGGGAGGGCAGCCACCCGGAGAACGUCAGGGUGUACGGCCCUGGGGUGGAGAAGAGCGGGCUGAAGGCCAACGAGCCCACCUACUUCACCGUGGACUGCAGCGAGGCGGGGCAGGGUGAUGUCAGCAUCGGGAUCAAAUGCGCCCCCGGCGUGGUGGGCCCGGCCGAGGCCGACAUCGACUUCGACAUCAUCAAGAACGACAACGACACCUUCACCGUGAAGUACACGCCCCCCGGGCCCGGGCGCUACACCAUCAUGGUCCUGUUCGCUGACCAGGAAAUACCCAUCAGCCCCUUCAGGAUCAAGGUGGACCCCUCCCACGACGCGGCCAAGGUGCGGGCGGAGGGUCCCGGGCUCAACAAGACGGGUGUGGAGGUUGGCAAGCCCACCCACUUCACCAUCUACACCAAGGGAGCGGGCAAGGCCAAGCCGGACGUGCAGUUCGCCGCCGCGCUGAAGGGCGAGGCCGUCCGAGACUUCGAGAUCAUCGACAACCACGACUACUCGUACACCGUCCGAUACACGGCGGUGCAGCAGGGAAACAUGACAAUCUCGGUCUCACAUGGGGGCGAUCCCAUUCCCAAGAGCCCCUUCAAUAUCACCGUAGCCCCCGCCAUGGAUCUCAACAAGGUCAAAGUUCAAGGGCUGAACAACAAGGUCGAUGUGGGAAAGGAUCAGGAGUUCUCAAUCAACACGCGGGGCGCCGGAGGACAGGGUCACGUGGACGUGAAGAUCACCUCGCCCUCGCGCCGGCCAAUCCCGUGCAAGCUGGAGUCGAGCGCGGCCAAUGACUUUCACACGGUGAAGUACAUCCCGCCCGAGGAGGGGCCCUACAAGGUGGACAUUGGCUACGACGGGAACCCCAUUCCUGGGAGCCCCUUCACCGUGGAGGGGGUCAUGCCUCCCGACCCCUCAAAGGUGCGCGCGUACGGCCCAGGCCUGAAGGGAGGAUUUGUGGGUAAACCGGCGCCCUUCGCCAUCGACACCAAGGGGGCGGGCACGGGGGGGCUGGGCCUGACGGUCGAGGGUCCCUGCGAGGCCAAGAUCGAGUGCCAGGACAACGGCGACGGCUCGUGCUCCGUGUCCUACCUGCCGACGGAGCCCGGCGAGUACGCCAUCAACAUCCUGUUCGCCGAGGCGCACAUCCCCGGCUCGCCCUUCAAGGCCGUCAUCCAGCCGGUCUUCGACCCCAGCAAGGUCACGGCGAGCGGCCCGGGCCUGGAGCGCGGCAAGGUGGACGAGGCCGGCUCCUUCACCGUGGACUGCUCCAAGGCCGGCGAGGCCGAGCUCACCAUCGAGAUCAUCUCGGACACGGGGGCCAAGGCCGAGGUGCACAUCCAGAACAACGCCGACGGCACCUACUCCAUCACCUACAUCCCGCCCUUCCACGGCACCUACACCAUCACCAUCAAGUACGGGGGGCACGCCGUGCCCAAGUUCCCCGCCCGCCUGCAGGUGGACCCCGCCAUCGACACCAGCGGGAUCAAGGUCUACGGACCCGGGGUUGAGCCCAGAGGCGUCCUGCGCGAAGUCGCCACGCACUUCGUGGUCGACGCUCGCGUCCAGAACAAGACCGGCGGCGGCCACGUGAAGGCCCGGAUCGUCAACCCCUCGGGCAGCAACACGGACGCCUACAUCACCGAAAAGGGCGACGGGACUUACCAAGUGGAGUACACUACAUACGAGGACGGCAUACACCUGAUCGAGGUCCUGUACGAUGACGUCGCUGUUCCCAAGAGUCCCUUCAGGGUCAUGGUCACGGAGGGCUGUGACCCCACCCGUGUGCGCGCGUACGGGCCCGGCCUCGAGGAGGGCCUGGUCAACAAGCCCAACCGCUUCACCGUGGAGACCAGGGGUGCUGGCACCGGAGGUCUGGGUCUGGCCAUUGAGGGUCCAUCGGAGGCCAAGAUGUCCUGCAAAGACAACAAGGACGGCAGCUGCAGCGUGGAGUACAUCCCCUUCACCCCCGGGGACUACGACGUCAACAUCACCUUCGGAGGACUGGCCAUCCCAGGCAGUCCGUUUCGCGUGCCGGUGCGGGAGCUGGUGGACCCGAGCAAGGUGAAGUGCUCGGGCCCGGGGCUGGGGAGCGGGGUGCGAGCCCACGUCCCGCAGACCUUCACCGUGGACUGCAGCAAGGCGGGCCUGGCCCCUCUGGAGGUGCAGCUGCUGGGACCCACGGGAGCGGCCGAGCCUCUCAGCAUCAACGACAACGGCGACGGCACGCACACCGUGAACUACACCCCCGCCAAGGACGGCCCGUACACCGUGUCCGUCAAGUACGCCGACCAGGAGGUCCCGCGCAGUCCGUUUAAGGUGAAGGCGCUGCCCGCUCACGAUGCCAGCAAGGUGCGUGCCAGCGGGCCUGGUCUCAACGCCUCCGGGGUGCCCGCCAGCCUGCCCGUGGAGUUCACCAUCGACGCCCGCGACGCCGGGGAGGGGCUUCUGACAGUGCAGAUCCUGGAUCCGGAGGGGAAGCCGAAGAAGGCCAACAUCCGGGACAACCGAGACGGGACCUACACCGUGUCCUACGUGCCGGACAUGACGGGACGCUACACCAUCACCAUCAAGUACGGGGGCGACGAGAUCCCCUACUCCCCCUACCGAAUCCAUGCCCUGCCCACCGGGGACGCCAGCAAGUGCCUGGUCACAGUGUCUAUCGGAGGUCACGGAUUGGGUGCGGGUCUUGGCCCCACCAUUCAGAUCGGCGAAGAGACGGUCAUAACCGUGGACGCGAAGGCUGCUGGGAAGGGCAAGGUGACCUGCAAGGUGUCGACCCCCGACGGGGGGGAGCUGGACGUGGACGUGGUGGAGAAUUCCGACGGAACCUUCGACAUCUACUACACGGCCCCCAAGCCGGGAAAAUACGUCAUCACCAUCCGCUUCGGCGGAGAGCACAUCCCAAACAGCCCCUUCCACGUUGUGGCAUGUGACACCAUUCCUAUAGUCGAGGAACCAUGUGACAAGCUGCAGUUACAUCAGCCCUACGCUCCGUACCAGGGCUUCCCCCCUCACUGGGCCACGGAGGAGCCGGUCGUUCCCGUGGACACCAUGGAGCCCAUGCUCCGCCCCUUCAGCCUGGUCAUACCCUUCACGGUGCAGCAGGGCGAGAUCACAGGCGAGGUUCGCAUGCCUUCGGGAAAGACGGCCCGUCCUCACAUCACGGACAACAAGGACGGGACAGUAACCGUAAAAUACGCCCCCACAGAGAAGGGCUUGCACGAGAUGGACAUCAAGUAUGAAGGCAACCACAUUCCAGGGAGCCCGCUGCAGUUCUACGUCGACGCCAUCAACAGUCGUCACGUGACGGCGUACGGGGCCGGGCUGAGCCAUGGCAUGGUUAACAAGCCCGCUACCUUCACCAUCGUCACCAAGGAGGCAGGAGAAGGUGGUCUGUCUCUGGCUGUGGAAGGUCCAUCCAAGGCGGAGAUCACCUGCAAGGACAACAAAGACGGCACCUGCACCGUCUCGUACCUGCCCACCGCACCUGGCGACUACAACAUCAUCGUCAAGUUCGACGAUAAGCACAUCCCAGGCAGCCCUUUCACCGCCAAGAUCACAGGUGAUGACUCCAUGAGGACCUCGCAGCUCAACGUCGGCACGGCGACAGACGUCUCUCUGAAGAUCACAGAGACGGACCUGAGCUCGCUGGCAGCCAGCAUAAGAGCCCCGUCAGGCAACGAGGAGCCGUGUCUGCUUAAGAGACUGCCCAACCGGCACAUCGGGAUCUCCUUCACCCCCAAGGAGGUGGGCGAGCACGUGGUGAGCGUUAAAAAGCAGGGGAAGCACGUGACCAACAGCCCCUUCAAGAUCAUGGUGGGCCAGUCGGAGAUCGGGGACGCCAGCCGGGUCAAGGUGUACGGGAAGGGCCUGGUGGAGGCGCACACCUUCGAGGUGGCCGAGUUCAUCGUGGACACCAGGAGCGCAGGCUACGGAGGUCUAGGCCUGUCGAUCGAGGGUCCGAGCAAAGUGGACAUAAACUGUGAGGACAUGGAGGAUGGGACGUGCAAGGUCACGUACUGCCCCACUGAACCCGGCACCUACAUCAUCAACAUCAAGUUUGCCGACCAGCAUGUUGCAGGAAGUCCGUUCACGGUGAAGGUGACCGGAGAAGGAAGGAUGAAGGAGAGCAUCACCAGGAAGAGGCAGGCGCCCUCCAUCGCCACCGUGGGGAGCACCUGCGACCUCAACCUCAAAAUCCCAGGGAACUGGUUCCAGAUGGUGUCGGCCCAGGAGCGUCUGACGCGCACCUUCACGCGCAGCAGCCACACGUACACGCGCACGGAGCGCACGGAGAUCAGCAAGACGCGCGGCGGCGAGACCAAGCGGGAGGUGCGCGUGGAGGAGAGCACGCAGGUUGGCGGGGGCGGCGGCGGCGGCAGCGGUGGCGGGGGCCCCUUCCGAAACGUCUUCGGAGACUUCCUGGGCCGGGAGAGCAUGGGCACCUUCAGCACCUCAGUCCCGCCCAGACAAGAGGGUGAGACGGGCACACAGGAGAUGACGGCCCAGGUGACCAGCCCGGGGGGCAAGACGGAGGACGCCGAGAUCAUCGAGGGGGAGGACAGCACCUACAGCGUCCGCUUCGUGCCCCAGGAGAUGGGGCCCCACACCGUCAGCGUCAAGUACAGGGGCCAGCACGUGCCCGGGAGCCCCUUCCAGUUCACCGUGGGGCCCCUGGGAGAGGGCGGGGCCCACAAGGUCCGGGCCGGGGGCACCGGGCUGGACCGGGGAGUCGCCGGCGUUCCAGCGGAGUUCAGUAUCUGGACUCGCGAGGCGGGAGCAGGGGGUCUGUCUAUCGCCGUGGAGGGGCCCAGCAAGGCGGAGAUCUCCUUCGAGGACAGGAAGGACGGAUCCUGCGGGGUCACCUACGUUGUUCAGGAGCCUGGUGAUUACGAGGUGUCAAUCAAGUUCAACGACGAGCACAUCCCCGACAGCCCCUUCAUCGUCCCCAUCGCCACACUUUCGGACGACGCGCGACGGCUCACCGUCACCAGCCUCCAGGAAAAGGUUCUGAAGGUGCACCAGGAAGCGUCCUUCGCCGUGCAGCUGAACGGCGCUCGGGGCGUGAUCGACGCCAAGGUGCACACGCCCUCCGGCGCCGUGGAGGAGUGCUACGUCACCGAGCUGGACAGCGACAAACACGCGAUCCGCUUCAUCCCGCGGGAGAACGGCGUUCACUCCAUCGACGUCAAGUUCAACGGCUCCCACAUCCCCGGCAGCCCCUUCAAGAUCCGCGUGGGGGAGCCGGGGCAGGCGGGGGACCCGGGGAUGGUGACCGCGUUCGGGCCCGGCCUGGAGGGAGGCACCACAGGCGUGGCUUCGGAGUUCAUCGUGAACACCUGCAACGCGGGUCCAGGGGCGCUGUCCGUCACCAUCGACGGGCCGUCCAAGGUGAAGAUGGACUGCAUCGAGUGUCCCGAGGGGUACAAGGUGACGUACACGCCCAUGGCCCCUGGCAGCUAUCUCAUCACCAUUAAGUACGGGGGGCCCCAGCACAUCGUGGGCAGCCCCUUCAAAGCCAAAGUCACAGGAGCGCGGCUGUCCGGGGGGCACAGCCUGCACGAAACCUCGUCCGUUCUCGUGGAAACCGUCACCAAGACGUCGUCCACCAGGGGCGGGGCCUUCGCCUCCCUGCCCAAGUUCUCCUCAGACGCCAGUAAGGUGGUGUCCCGGGGCACCGGCCUCUCCAAAGCCUUUGUGGGACAGAAGAACACCUUCACAGUAGACUGCAGUAAAGCAGGGACAAACAUGCUGAUGGUGGGGGUCCACGGGCCCAAGACCCCGUGUGAGGAGGUGUACGUCAAGCACAUGGGCAACAGGAUGUACAACGUCACGUACACGGUGAAGGAGAAGGGCGACUACAUCCUCAUCGUCAAGUGGGGGGACGACAACGUGCCGGGCAGCCCUUACCACGUCACCGUACCCUAAAAUCACCCCCGCCACCCCCCCGUCUCUCCCCCUCCUUUACCACAGACUGCACACCCUAAUGGACCUAACACCUGGGGCGCACUAAGAAUUGCAGACAUUUAUUUUUUUGAUCUCUCUUGGAAAAAAGAAAAAAGACAAAAUAUUCUCUUCCAGUAUCCAGUGCCAAAUCUGCGUGUUAGCCUUAGAGCAUGCUCGUAGCGAGAAAGAACAGCAGAGUUCCGUGCCAAUCACUUUAAUUGCACCUCACAGUCCUUUUUGUAAGGUCAGCCCCCUCCCAACAUGGUUUUUUCUUUUGUGCUGGAAUUUAAAAAAAUAUAUUUUUUUGAUUAUAGACAACUGUACGAUGAGGAAGGAAGGAGGAUCCUUUUUUUAUGCAGGUAAAGUCUCGCCUGUUUUCGGUGUACGUGUGAAGGAACUAACUGAAUCAGCUGUGGCUUUUUUCACCUUGUUGCCUUUAGAAUGAAAAUUUGCAAAGUGCCUUUUUUAACUGUCAGAUUACACACACACACACACAUACAGGCAUGCUCCCACACACAGACACACACACACACACACAUGCUCUCUCACUCACGCACACCCACACACACAAACAUGGGGAAAACUAGUGAUCAACACCACUUCCAAAAGCUGUCAAGAGUCAAGAACGGACAAAAAUAAUUGGAAUUUAUUUAUUUAGUUUUUUAAUUACCUUUUCAGGACAGGACUUUUUCUUUAUUUUUAAUGGAAAAAGAAAAUCAGAAAGCUCAGUAAAACAAUCUCCAUGAUCAAAAUGCUGAACAUUGAGAUUUCCUGUGUGAUACUGUAACCCAGGGUUAAGUAACCUGAUUGGUCAGGAGACUUUUGUAAAAAGACAGCAGUGGUUUCUUAUGUGAAUGUUAAAACAGACUUUGAAAUUUAAAAGCAGUAUUGAGUGACAUUUUAUAGUGUUUUUGUAUGUAUUAAAAUGAAAAAAUGUACUUGUUUGAUAUAUUAACAUGCUGUUUGGUAAGAAUGUGCAGACAUAAUAAACUUUUAACUGCUAACUUGCCAUGAAAAAAAAAAUU
This is a messenger RNA of Anguilla rostrata (American eel), 9865 nucleotides long. RefSeq names its product filamin C, gamma b (actin binding protein 280) (gene flncb). The transcript has 48 exons. Gene Ontology annotation, molecular function: actin filament binding. Bases 594 to 8822 code for a protein of 2742 amino acids. The record is from RefSeq and is a predicted model, not a curated record. NCBI's taxonomy places the organism in Eukaryota, Metazoa, Chordata, Actinopteri, Anguilliformes, Anguillidae. Gene Ontology annotation, biological process: actin cytoskeleton organization.